Bufo bufo (common toad) is the source of this 1195-nucleotide messenger RNA. Its product is annotated as intelectin-1-like. The coding region runs from base 128 to 1123 and encodes 331 amino acids. The record is from RefSeq and is a predicted model, not a curated record. Gene Ontology annotation, molecular function: oligosaccharide binding. Lineage: Eukaryota; Metazoa; Chordata; Amphibia; Anura; Bufonidae. The transcript has 8 exons.
CUCACUUGGCUGUUUCUGUAAGCCUGGCUUCCUAGGGCUGGCGCUUAGUCCUAUCUCAUCAUUGAAGCAGCAAGAUGGGAGAACCCCUUUGACUCAAGGAAGACAAACACAAUUUUAGGCAGGUGAAAUGUUGCUGCGCAGUCUUUUAGUGCUUUCUCUAGCACUUACUGGAGUAUAUACUAACAAAUGUGGGGAUACUUCUACUCCUGAAAAGAAGCAGCACAUUGUAGACAUGUUGUCCUGCUGGAAUGAGAAUGCAGCAAACACUGAGACACCAAACCACAGCUAUCAAUAUAGAAGCUGCAAGGACGUUAAGAGUCAUGAUACAAAUGCUAAAGAUGGAAUAUACAUGCUGAAAACUGCUGAUGGGCUUUUCUAUCAGACCUACUGUGACAUGACAACCAAUGGUGGAGGUUGGACAUUGGUGGCAAGUAUUCAUGAAAACAAUAUGUAUGGUAAAUGUACAGUGGGAGAUCGUUGGUCCAGUCAGGAGGGAGACAACAUCAACAACCCUAAAGGAGAUGACAAUUGGGCCAACUAUGCCACAUUUGGUUUUCCUGAUGGUGCAACAAGUGAUGAUUACAAGAAUCCAGGAUAUUAUGAUAUUGCUGCUAAGGACUUGGGCUUAUGGCAUGUUCCCAACAAGACACCUUUGUCGAAGUGGAAAGAAACAUCUAUACUAAGAUAUCGCACAGACAAUGGCUUCUUUUCUCAACAGGGGGGUAAUCUUUUCCAGCUCUUUAAAAAAUACCCAGUGGUAUUUGAUGCCGGAGCCUGCCUCAAAGAUAAUGGGCCCGCUGUUCCUGUAGUGUAUGACUUUGGAAGCGCUGAGAAGACUAAAUCAUAUUAUUCACCCAAUGGAGCAAAAGAGUUUGUUCCUGGUUUUGUCCAAUUCCGGGUUAUGAAUCACGAAAGAGCUGCCCUGGCUCUGUGUGCAGGAGUGAAGGUGACAGGAUGCAAUGUAGAACAUCACUGCAUUGGUGGUGGAGGCUACAUUCCAGAAGGGCUUCCUAAGCAGUGUGGGGACUUUGCUGCGUUUGACUGGGCUGGGUAUGGAACACAUACAGGAUGGAGUUCCACCAAAGAGAUAACUGAGGCAGCUGUUCUGCUCUUCUAUCGUUAGUUUCAUGACAUAUUUUAUGCUCAUUUUUUUAUGUUUUGUAAAGCUAGAAUAAACUGUAUUUCUAAAAGUAAA